This is a messenger RNA of Trichoplax adhaerens, 1074 nucleotides long. RefSeq lists its product as uncharacterized. The coding region runs from base 1 to 1074 and encodes 357 amino acids. Lineage: Eukaryota; Metazoa; Placozoa; Uniplacotomia; Trichoplacea; Trichoplacidae. The transcript has 5 exons. The record is from RefSeq and is a predicted model, not a curated record.
AUGCAGCCGGAGUCACAAGCUGAACGCUUAACCUCCAAACAUAUUAAAACUUUAAACUAUUUGCAAUUAAUCUUGAAGCAAAAAGGUGAACUAGAAAAUAAAAUUGCCGACUUAGAGGAUCAACUCGCCGAUGCUAAUGAAAAUAUCAGAUUAGCCGAUCGACGUUUCGAAGAACUAAAAAGAGAAUCAGAAGAUGGCUUAGAAGCUAAAAUCGCAGAACUUGAAUCGAAACAUCAAGCAGAGGUUGUACAACUAAUGAAGGGAAAGCUUGAGGUUGGAAAGCAAUGGCAAAAUGAAGUACAAAAUAUGCGAGACCGCGUGAAAACUUUAGAGGAGGAAAAUAAAGCUUUAUUAGCUAAAACCAAACUUGCAAAUCAGUAUGAAGAUAAAAUUAAGGAAUUGUUCAGUGAAUUGGACAGAGCAAUAAAGAAAAUUGAAGAUCUUAAAUUAGUUAAUGAAAAAGUACUGCAAGAAAAAAAUAAAAUUAGGGAAGAAUCUAAUAGCUAUUACGAAAAAGUGAAAAGUACAAAACAAUCUUUAAAAAUGUCGACCCAGAGGAUCGAAGAAUUGGAACGACAAAUUAAAAUGAAGGAAGAAAUUAUUAAAGAAGAAACAGCUCAAGUUAACAUACUAAGUGAAAAAAUCCUAUUUACUGGUCGAGAAAAUCAAAAACUAAUUUCCUCUAAUAAAGAAUUACAAAAAAAGGUUAAAAAGCGUAUACAUCAAAUGGAAGAAUUGGAAAAUUCAACUGUAUCACUACGUGAAGAAAGGAGUGUAUUAGCUGAUCAAGUUUCUAAUUUAUCAGUAGAUUUGGAAAGAAUGAAUAAUUUAUAUGCCAAAGCGGUAAAUCCAAGUAUGGGCGGGCAUUUCAAGGAGUUUGUUAAAUUACGCCGUGACUUUAACAACUUAAGAGAAGAGAAUGAAACUUUACAUUGUAAAUUGCGUGUUAAAAUGUCGAAUUAUUUACCUUUAUUAAAAGCUAGCGUUACCUUCAAAUCAUCUACUAGCAACAAGCUUCACAACAAUAGCGAUGUGACAAGUAGCCGAUGGGUUUCGUCCAAUUUAUUAAAGUAG